GUCCCAAUAACACAGGGCAUGUAUGAGUUGCUGGUUAGUUUAGAAUGGGGAUGUGGCUGGCUGUCACUCAGGGUAGCUCCCGCCUCCUCCCACCCCCUGUAAAGUAUAAAAGGCUCCCAGGUUUGCCUUUUACACUCAGAGCAUUGGUUGUAUAACAGCUACAUCCUUAUCUGCCUCAGAAAGGCAAGUGGACAUUAUUUUGAAAGUACCUGCAUCUCUGGACCUUCCAUCAGUGCUGUGAAGCCAGGAGCUCAGAGCAGCUCUUAGACCUCCAAUCAAGACCUCAGCUUCUUAGGUUCCACAGGGCAGAAUGAAGAAGAUGGUGCUGCAGAACGUGCUGCUUUUCUGUUUGCUGGCCUCUGUCUUGCGCUGUGCUCUGUGUGCAGCGCUUCGGUCUGAUGAUGGGCGAGACAACAAGCUGAGUGUGUGGCUGAGGAGCAGGUUGAGGAGGGAGCUGUGUGUGCCUGACAGUAUGGAGGAUUCAGCAGAACUUCUCCCUCAGCAGCAAGAUCAGAAUACACACGCCCUCACACACAAGCACAGUGGUCAUAGUGGGAGGGUGAAGCGGGGCUGCAAUCUGCUCACUUGUUCGAUGCAUGAUUUGGCACACCGCAUCAGCCAGAUGGGAGAGAAGACAGACAGUGCACCCCCUGAGAAGAUCGGCUCAGGUGGCUAUGGCCGCAGGAGGAGACGCUCACCACCACAGAGCUCCACUGAGUUGACCCACGAUCAGGGGCUCCAUCCCCAGAGACGUGCGGCACCUCAAAACUGGACUUAAUCACCGACCUGCGGUUUGUUCUGAGCCUUUUUUCUCAUGCUGGCUCAGUUUGCUGAAAUACUACUGACUGCUCCUUUGCUAAACUUUAGGGAAUCCUCUCCAGACACAAAGGUGGGGGACAAGCGCUACACCUGCCAGCAGCUGGAACUCCUUUUACCACCCUUUAUCAGAGAGACAGGACUGAGGAUAAAGGCUCGGGUCACCUGGAGAGAAGGGGUGUUUGUGUAUUGUGGGUCAGGCAGUUCUGUCUGGGGGGAGCAGGAGUUUGAGGGAGAUCAGAAGGGGUGGGUGGGUGUGUGUAGGUGGGUGGGGAUAGGAGAGUGUGGGUGUAAAGCAGCGGUGUAGUGGAUAGUCGAGAAGUCCUGGGUGCAUGGGUUUAGGAUUUUGCUCAUUUUGAGGGACCUCUGGGACCUGACAAGGCUCUCUGUCUCUCUCCCAGCACAGGAUGUGCCUCGUCUUGACCAUCCGGAGGAGCAAUGGGCUUAACCAGGAUCUCUACCAGCAGUUCUGUGCUUUCUAGCAGGGAGAAAGGACCAAAACAGAGAAAAUGAGACUUUAAACCAGCUAAAAGACACUGACCAACAAAGACCCACCAGAGCCAUAAAGAAAGGAGACAUCUUUGCUGAAGUUGGAUGUGGUAUAGACAAUAUCUGGCAAAGGAGGAAGCUCACAUACUUGAAGCUGGAUGUGUAUAUACAGAGGGAACUGUGCAAUAUAUAUUUUUUUGAUCAAUAUGUAUGUAUUCCAACAUUAAUGUCUAUAACAAUGUACGAUAUCUUAUGGAAGCAGCUCGGUAUGUUACUCUUUUAAAUAUUUAUACAUUCCUUAAUGUGCUUGUAAUCUUGGAGAUAAAACUAUUUUUAUACAUGAAGUUAUAAUAUGGGCAUUGUAUUUUCCAGCUAUUGUCAUUUUGAAUGAAUGAGAUAAUUAACCAGUGUUUUUUAUACUGCUUGUGUUAUAAACAUGCUUUCUUGUGAAUCAUUGUUAAGUGAAGGCAAAUUAUAUGAUCAUCUAUUAAACUGUUGCAAGAGAAAA
Astyanax mexicanus (Mexican tetra) is the source of this 1813-nucleotide messenger RNA. It is a transcript of the gene admb, whose product is annotated as adrenomedullin b. The coding region runs from base 311 to 778 and encodes 155 amino acids. Gene Ontology annotation, molecular function: hormone activity; adrenomedullin receptor binding. Lineage: Eukaryota; Metazoa; Chordata; Actinopteri; Characiformes; Acestrorhamphidae. The record is from RefSeq and is a predicted model, not a curated record. Gene Ontology annotation, cellular component: extracellular region. Gene Ontology annotation, biological process: positive regulation of heart rate; adenylate cyclase-activating G protein-coupled receptor signaling pathway; regulation of systemic arterial blood pressure. The transcript is spliced from 4 exons.